Molecule: messenger RNA, 1849 nt
Organism: Hibiscus syriacus
Lineage: Eukaryota; Viridiplantae; Streptophyta; Magnoliopsida; Malvales; Malvaceae
Product: glutathione reductase, chloroplastic-like
Biological process (GO): glutathione metabolic process; cellular response to oxidative stress; cell redox homeostasis
Cellular component (GO): mitochondrion; cytosol
Molecular function (GO): flavin adenine dinucleotide binding; glutathione-disulfide reductase (NADPH) activity
Source: RefSeq, a predicted model, not a curated record
AAAUUUAACAAAAGGGAUAUCUUCCAAAGAUGGUCACUACUUGUUUUACGGCUCCCAAACUCUCUGCCCCAACACUUCGAACCCUUUACCGAAACCUUUCCGUGCCUUUACCCAAUACCAUUUAUUCAUUUUCACGCCAGCUUUCUCCCUCUACCUCUCGCUUCCGCCCCCGCCACCACAUGCGGUUGCAGCGCCGUGGCCUCUUUUCAACCCGUGCAGAGGAUGACAAUGGCGCUGAGCAACAGCGACAUUACGAUUUUGACCUCUUCACUAUCGGUGCCGGCAGCGGGGGCGUUCGUGCUUCCCGUUUCGCUUCCAAUUUUGGUGCUUCCGUUGCUGUCUGUGAACUUCCAUUUUCGACUAUUUCCUCCGAGACCACCGGCGGCGUUGGCGGAACAUGCGUGCUAAGAGGAUGUGUACCAAAGAAACUGAUGGUUUAUGCAUCGAAGUAUUCUCACGAGUUUGAUGAGAGUAAUGGUUUUGGUUGGAAAUAUGACACUAAACCAAAACCUGAGUGGAGCACCUUAGUGGCCAAUAAAAAUGCAGAGUUGCAGCGUCUUACUGGUAUUUACAAGAACAUUCUCAACAAUGCCGGUGUUACAUUAAUUGAAGGCCGUGGAAAGAUUGUGGAUCCACACACUGUUGAUGUAGAUGGAAAACUUUACACUGCAAGACAUAUACUGGUUUCGGUCGGUGGGCGUCCAUUUAUUCCCGAGAUUCCUGGAAGUGAGUACGCCAUAGAUUCUGAUGCUGCCCUUGAUUUGCCCUCAAAACCGGGGAAGAUGCUAUAGUUGUGGGGAUAUAUAGCUUUGGAAUUUGCUGGCAUUUUCAAUGGAUUGAAAAGUGAGGUCCAUGUUUUUAUUCGUCAGAAGAAAGUUUUACGGGGUUUUGAUGAAGAGAUCAGGGAUUUUGUUGGAGAACAAAUGUCUCUAAGAGGAAUUGAGUUUCACACGGAGGAGUUACCUCAGGCGAUUGUUAAGGCAGCUGAUGGUUCAUUGUCUCUGAUGACCAGAAAAGGAACAGUUGAAGGCUUCUCACAUAUAAUGUUUGCAACUGGUCGAAGGCCAAUACCAAGGUUUGAAAUAACUUUUAACAUAGGGUUGGAGUCAGUGGGGGUAAAAACUAACAAGAAUGGUGCGAUAGAGGUUGAUGAAUACUCACGCACUACAGUACCUUCCAUUUGGGCUGUAGGGGAUGUCACCGACAGAAUAAAUUUGACACCUGUUGCUUUGAUGGAGGGAGGAGCAUUAGCAAAAACUCUGUUUCAGAAUGAGCCUACUAAGCCUGACUAUAGGGCUGUACCCUCUGCUGUCUUUUCCCAGCCACCAAUUGGACAAGUUGGUCUUACCGAAGAACAGGCUAUAAAAGAAUGCACUGAUAUUGAUGUCUACACAGCAAACUUCAGGCCAUUGAAGGCCACUCUCUCAGGGCUUCCUGAUCGGGUUUUCAUGAAACUUAUAGUCUGUGCAAAGACAAACAAAGUUCUUGGUCUGCACAUGUGUGGAGAAGAUUCUGCUGAAAUUGUGCAGGGAUUUGCUGUUGCUGUGAAAACAGGCUUGACAAAAGCAGACUUCGAUGCUACAGUGGGUAUUCAUCCAACAUCAGCUGAGGAGUUUGUCACAAUGAGGACUCCUACUAGGAAAAUACGACGGAGCUCUGAGUCUGAGGAAAAAACGGGUGUUGAGGCAAACACAGGGGAGGUUAGCAAGAGUGGUUGGUUGGCCAUACCUUGUGGGUUCCAUUUAAGGUGAAAAGAAUUUGUUGGGGCGCUACUGGUGACAGUCCAUCUUGUUUAUAGUUGAUGGAACACGGAUUUUGAUUCGGGAUGAAUGAACGGAUGGUCGUAUUU